CUCUUUCUAUCUCUCUAAAAAGCAGAGAAUUUUUGUUGAUAUAUCUCUCUCAUCUCCUACUUUUUACUAACUCUGCUCUCCAUAAGUCUCUUGUCCUCUCUCUCUCAAUUUACACAUCUCUCUAAAACUCCCUCUCUAUCUUCUUCUGGUUACAGUAGCUAUGUCUUUCAGAGGGACAAAUGCUUCCUCUGGCAUGGGUGUUGCCGAUCACAGCAAAAGCACAUAUGUGGAACUGCAGAGGAAAAAGGUCCAUCGCUAUGUGAUCUUUAAGAUUGAUGAGAAGAAAAAAGAGGUCGUAGUUGAAAAGACUGGAGGUCCAGCUGAGAGCUAUGACGACUUCACUGCAUCUCUGCCUGAGAAUGACUGCCGAUAUGCAGUUUAUGACUUUGAUUUUGUGACUUCUGAGAACUGCCAAAAGAGCAAGAUCUUUUUCAUUGCAUGGUCUCCUUCUGUGUCCCGUAUCCGUGCAAAGAUGCUGUAUGCCACAUCCAAGGACAGGUUCAGAAGGGAGCUGGAGGGCAUCCACUAUGAGAUUCAGGCCACUGACCCAACUGAGAUGGAUCUUGAAGUGCUCCGAGAGCGUGCUAACUGAACUGAACCCUUUCUGUAGUCAGAAAGGGUUUGUAUCUCCAACUGUUAGGGUUUCUCUGCGAUAUAAAGAAAUCCAUAAUGCUUCAGUUAAUUACUGUUUAUGUGCAGUGUAAUUUUAACAUGAAAUGACUUAACUAUUAAAUAAUUGGGCAUCUGGGAAGGCUGAUUAGAGCUCUCACAUUAACUCAGAGCCUCCUUAUUGUCAUGAUGCCUCCCAGAUGAAGCAUGGGCGUGGUUAUGGAUAUUAGUGAUUUGAAUCCUAAAAUAUAUUAUAUAAAAGUGUUUUAUGUGAAUAA
Molecule: messenger RNA, 887 nt
Organism: Cornus florida
Lineage: Eukaryota; Viridiplantae; Streptophyta; Magnoliopsida; Cornales; Cornaceae
Product: actin-depolymerizing factor
Exons: 3
Coding region: 161-592 (143 amino acids)
Biological process (GO): actin filament depolymerization
Cellular component (GO): cytoplasm; actin cytoskeleton
Molecular function (GO): actin filament binding
Source: RefSeq, a predicted model, not a curated record